AGUCUCGGGGGCGGAGGCGGCGGCGGCGAGCGAGAGGGCUGCCGGGCCUGGCGGUCGGCGGCUACGGGCGCUCACGGCGCUGCGCUCGGCUCCGACGGCCUCUUCCGUGCGCGGAGGGCACCCGGCGGCCGGAGCAGAGACUCCUCUCCAUGGUCCAGAAGAGCAGCAUGUCCCGGGGCCCUUACCCACCCUCGCAAGAGAUCCCCAUGGAAGUCUUCGACCCCAGCCCGCAGGGCAAAUACAGCAAGAGGAAAGGGCGGUUCAAACGCUCAGAUGGGAGCACAUCCUCUGAUACCACAUCCAACAGCUUCGUCCGCCAGGGUUCCGCGGAGUCCUACACAAGCCGUCCGUCGGACUCUGACGUAUCUCUGGAGGAGGACCGAGAAGCCUUAAGGAAAGAGGCAGAGCGCCAGGCGCUGGCCCAGCUCGAGAAAGCCAAGACUAAGCCGGUGGCUUUUGCCGUGCGGACAAAUGUGGGUUACAAUCCAUCUCCGGGGGAUGAGGUGCCUGUGCAGGGCGUGGCCAUCACCUUCGAGCCCAAGGACUUCCUGCACAUCAAGGAGAAAUACAGUAAUGACUGGUGGAUAGGGCGGCUGGUGAAGGAGGGCUGUGAGGUGGGCUUCAUCCCCAGCCCCGUGAAGCUGGACAGCCUGCGACUGCUGCAGGAGCAGAAGCUGCGCCAGAAUCGCCUCAGCUCCAGCAAAUCAGGUGACAACUCGAGUUCCAGCCUGGGAGAUGUGGUGACUGGCACCCGCCGCCCCACACCCCCUGCCAGUGGUAAUGAGAUGACUAACUUAGCCUUUGAACUAGACCCCCUAGAGUUAGAGGAGGAAGAGGCAGAGCUGGGGGAGCAGAGCGGCUCUGCCAAGACUAGCGUUAGCAGUGUCACCACCCCACCGCCCCACGGCAAGCGCAUCCCCUUCUUUAAGAAGACAGAGCAUGUGCCCCCCUACGACGUGGUGCCUUCCAUGAGGCCCAUCAUCCUGGUGGGACCAUCGCUCAAGGGCUAUGAGGUCACAGACAUGAUGCAGAAAGCUCUGUUCGACUUCUUGAAGCACCGGUUUGAUGGCAGGAUCUCCAUCACCCGGGUGACGGCCGACAUCUCCCUUGCCAAGCGCUCUGUCCUCAACAACCCCAGCAAGCAUGUGAUCAUUGAGCGCUCCAACACGCGCUCCAGCCUGGCCGAAGUGCAGAGCGAGAUCGAGCGGAUCUUUGAGCUGGCCCGGACCCUGCAGCUGGUUGCCCUGGACGCUGAUACCAUCAACCACCCGGCCCAGCUCUCCAAGACCUCGCUGGCGCCCAUCAUAGUUUACAUCAAGAUCACCUCUCCCAAGGUCCUCCAGAGACUCAUCAAAUCCCGGGGGAAGUCUCAAUCUAAACACCUCAAUGUCCAGAUAGCUGCCUCGGAGAAGCUGGCCCAGUGUCCUCCGGAAAUGUUUGACAUCAUCCUGGACGAGAACCAAUUGGAAGACGCCUGCGAGCACCUAGCUGAGUACUUGGAAGCCUAUUGGAAGGCCACGCACCCGCCCAGCAGCACGCCGCCCAAUCCGCUGCUGAACCGCACCAUGGCUACAGCAGCCCUGGCUGCCAGUCCCGCCCCUGUCUCCAACCUCCAGGGACCCUACCUUGCUUCUGGGGACCAGCCGCUGGAGCGGGCCACCGGGGAGCACGCCAGUGUGCGAGAGUACCCAGGGGAACCGGGCCAGCCCCCGGGCCACCACCCCCCAGGCAGGGUGGGCACCGUUCGGGCACUGUCCCGCCAAGACACCUUUGACGCUGAGACCCCAGCCAGCCGAAACUCGGCCUACAUGGAGCCGGGAGACUCGUGCGUGGACAUGGAGACGGACCCCUCCGAGGGCCCAGGGCCUGGGGACCCCGCGGGGGAUGGCACCCCACCGGUGCACCAGGGCUCCUGGGAGGAGGAGGAAGAGGACGAGGACUACGGGGAGGACCUGCCUGACAAUAGGGGCCGAGCCCGGAACAAGGCCCGCUACUGUGCGGAGCGCGGGGGCCCGGUGCUGGGGCGCAACAAGAAUGAGCUGGAGGGCUGGGGCCGGGGUGUCUACAUCCGCUGAGGGGGGCACGAGGGAGGGAUGGGGGCUCACUGUGGUUGGGCCUCAUCUCCGGGGUCACCCUCUUUCAGAUGCCUUUCCUUGGUGUUGGAGUUUUUUGGGGGUACCUGCCUGGUUCCUGGGCGCCCCUCAAGCCCCAGCAGUGGGGUUUCCUUACCUGCUGAGGACAAAUGGGGAUACCCUCCACUUUUGAAGUGUCCCCCUUUUCCCUAUCCCCCUGAGAAAAGGUGCACUUCUAACUCUUCUUCUUUGGGGCAAAGGUCCCAAAUGGGGUGGCCCACAGAACCACCCUCAGACCCCAGCCUCGCUUCCCCACAGCAUUGUCUUGUGCUUGAAAGCUACAGCUUGGGAGGUUUAGCGAGGGGUUCUGGCAGCCUCAGAUGCUGCCCCUGCCCUCCCUGGCUGGGGGCGGUGCCAGGCUGGCAGCUGAAUAGAACCACCAGAAAUGCCCCCAAACCUCUGCCUCGCCCACCCAGGAAUGAGCUUUGCCCCAUCCUCCCGCCUGCUGCUAUCUGACCAGGGGGGCCCUCUGCAUCUGAGCCCCCGUUUCCGUGCCACCUGGGUGUGGGGACCUCGUUCUAAACCAAAAAGUGGGUCCUCCACCUUUGUCCUGAGGCCCCAGGGGUGGCUUGGUGCCCGCCUGAGAGGACCCCAUCCUGGGGUUGUCUGGGGCCCUUGGGUCUCCUGGGGAGCUUGGCUGCUGCUGCUGCUGCUUCUCUGUAUUUGCCCCUUGUACUCCUGUCCUUUCCUGUGCCCACUUUCCCCAGGGGAGGUCUCGGUGGCCCCUCACCCCUGGGGUAACCUUGGCCUCAGCGUCCCCAGAGGCCAGCAACCCUGCCCCUGCUCAGCACCCCAGCUGGGUCAGAGAGAGCCGAUUGUGCCAACAAGGACUGGGCCCUGCCCGGCUGCCUGCCUCAGGGAUGGGCGCCUGUGCCUGUCUCGCCACCUCCUGUGCCAAUGCCGCCCCACCCCCUCAGGGCGGGGUGCAGUCCGCUUCCUGGUUAGAAGACUCCACUGCCCGGCCCCCACCCAGCUCCACCUGGUGUCCUGUGCCUCCUCUGUCUGUCUUUUUGUCUGUACUCUUCCACCGGAACUAUUUUGCCACAUAUAAAACCUCUCGUCCUGUC
Messenger RNA from Cavia porcellus (domestic guinea pig), 3199 nucleotides. It is a transcript of the gene Cacnb1, whose product is annotated as calcium voltage-gated channel auxiliary subunit beta 1. Gene Ontology annotation, cellular component: voltage-gated calcium channel complex. Gene Ontology annotation, molecular function: protein binding; voltage-gated calcium channel activity. NCBI's taxonomy places the organism in Eukaryota, Metazoa, Chordata, Mammalia, Rodentia, Caviidae. The transcript has 14 exons. Gene Ontology annotation, biological process: calcium ion transmembrane transport. The record is from RefSeq and is a predicted model, not a curated record. The coding region runs from base 150 to 2075 and encodes 641 amino acids.